Messenger RNA from Moneuplotes crassus, 732 nucleotides. NCBI's taxonomy places the organism in Eukaryota, Ciliophora, Spirotrichea, Euplotida, Euplotidae. The record is from the annotation of a GenBank genome assembly.
CCCAGAACUUUAUAAAGAAAGAGAAGGGUUUUCUGACCUCUUAGAAUUUUAUGCUAGACGACCAUCAAAGGUAUGUACUGAGAAUCCUUAUCAAAUUUGUUCCUAAGCGGAGCCGUUGAAAAUGAUUUCCAAUGAAAUAAACCUUGAGAGUGAUUUUAUAAGACAAAUCACCUUCUUCCCUCAAGGAAAAUUUAAUAUUCAUGAAUUUUACUGAGACUUUGAAAAACUAGUAUGCUCGAAUCAAUCAGCCUUUUUGGAGAUUUAUAGCAGUUCCGUUAUGAACAAUAUGAGUGGAUUAAGAGGAUCCAGUUGCUCAUAAAGUUUGAUUAUCAUAAGAUGACUUUAUAUAUACUUAUAAAUGAUACUGUGGCCGUUGGAAAGAUUACUUUUCACAACCUGCACAAGAGGCUUGCCCUGCAGAAUCAUUUCUUUAAGUCUCUAGCUUGGAGGGUAAGUCUUAUCAUACCUUGUCUUGGCAUUAACUUCUGUAUAUAUUUUCUAAAACUGUUUAGACUUAUAUUUCUCCUAUUCUAGAAAUCCGUUAGGAUUUGUUAUGAAUUAUGAAAUAUUUGCACGCCUUCCAAAUUUUAAAUUUCAAAAUGGAGUCUUGAUUUGGCAUUGUUUUGGGCAUUUUAGGAUAUUUUAAAGUUUAUGAUGCUCCCCAUGCAGGAAAAUUACUAACAAAUCAGUUAUAUUAUAGCUCUGAAUACUAAUAAUUCAAUAAAAUAAUCU